CGACCUUAACCAACGACCACACCAUCGCGGACAGCUUCUAACCACCCUCUGCUUCACUUUCUAGUUGGUCCAUUCCAUACUACCUUCCAUGGCCAUGGCCAUGCUCACGCUUUAGAUUCUGUUUCAGUUUCUGGAUCAUGGGGUUUUCAAGGUUUAUCAAAAGUUUCAAUGCCCAACAAUGGGGAAAUGCCAGAAUCAAAGCUUACCCACUUGGGUACAUUUACAGAAGGACAUUGUCAUCGAGCACGAAAAUUUUCAACAAUGGCGAAGACUCGGUUCUUCCAGUUUUAAUCGUUGGAGCAGGGCCAGCGGGUCUCGUUCUUUCUAUACUUUUAACCAAAUUGGGUGUUAAAUGUGCGGUUUUGGAGAAAAGUAAGACUUUUUCUAAACAUCCACAGGCACACUUCAUCAACAACCGAACCAUGGAGGUGUUUCGUAAAUUGGAUGGCCUUGCAGAGAAGAUUCAAAGAUCCCAACCACCAGUGGAAUUAUGGAGAAAGUUCAUAUAUUGUACUUCACUUUCUGGUUCAAUUCUUGGCUCAGUUGACCAUAUGAAACCUCAAGAUUUUGAGCAAGUUAUUAGCCCGGUAUCUGUUGCACACUUCUCCCAAUAUAAAUUGUCAAGGUUACUACUUAAGCAGCUUGAGAAUCUUCAAUUCCGGGUUGGUGGAUCGGAAGGAUUGGAAGGCCUUAACCAUGGGAUCAUUAGGGAAAGGCAAAUAUUGAUGGGGCAUGAGUGUUUAGCCAUUGAUGCUAAUAAUGACUAUGUUACUGUAACUGCUUCUUGUGUCAAGGAUGGAAAGUUAGUGGAGGAAGAAAUCAAGUGUAAUAUCCUUGUUGGUGCAGAUGGUGCUGGAAGUACUGUACGUAGGCUUGUGGGAAUAGAUAUGAAAGGUGAAAGAGAGUUGCAAAAGCUUAUUAGUGUCCAUUUUAUGAGCAAAGACCUUGGACAAUACUUGCUUAGUGAGAGACCUGGUAUGCUGUUUUUCAUUUUCAAUACUGAAGCCAUUGGGGUCCUUGUUGCUCAUGAUCUCAAUGAAGGUGAAUUUGUUUUCCAGAUACCAUUCUAUCCACCUCAGCAGAACUUUCAAGAUUUCAGUCCUAAGAUGUGUGAGGAGUUAAUUCUUAAAUUAGUUGGUCGAAAGCUCAGAGACCUAGAUGUGGUUGAUAUAAAGCCAUGGGUUAUGCAUGCUGAAGUGGCUGAGAAGUUUCUAAGUCAUGACAAGAGGAUAUUGCUUGCUGGUGAUGCUGCUCAUCGUUUCCCUCCUGCUGGGGGAUUUGGAAUGAACACUGGAAUUCAGGAUUCUCAUAAUCUUGCCUGGAAAAUAGCUUCUGUAUUAAAGGGUAUUGCACCGAUUUCAAUGCUUAAUACUUAUGAAACAGAACGUAGGCCGAUUGCCAUUCUCAACACGAAGCUUAGCGUUCAAAACUUCAAAGCAGCCAUGGCAGUUCCUGCUGCACUUGGUCUUGAUCCUACUGUUGCAAACUCAGUCCACCAUGUUAUCAAUGGAGUUGGUGCUGUUUUGCCAUCUGGAAUACAGAGGGCAAUUUUGGACGGAAUAUUUGCAAUAGGCCGUGCACAGCUCUCAGAAUAUCUUUUGAAUGAAAAGAACCCACUUGGUCAUUCAAGGCUUGCUAAGCUAAGACAAAUAUUUGAUGAAGGAAAGAGCCUUCAACUCCAGUUCCCUGCAGAGGAUCUUGGUUUCAGGUACGUUGAAGGAGCACUUGUUCCCGACAGUGAUGGCAUGCCGGGGACUCCUGAAGCACCUACUGGACGCCGGAGAGAUUAUAUUCCAACUGCAGAUCCAGGGUGCAAGCUGCCCCAUAUGAAUGUAAGGGUGUUAUCAAAUUCCUCUAGUAAGGAAAUAAUUUCAACACUAGAUCUUAUUUCCGGAGACAAAGUUGAGUUUCUUCUCAUUAUAGCACCUACCGAGUCAUCGUACCAUCUUGCUCGUGCUACAUUAGAGGUGGCUGAGGAAUUCAAGGUGCCUGUAAGAGUAUGUGUGCUCUGGUCUGCUGAUAGUACCGAAGGAGUUGAAGUAGGAAGUAAGGCGUUUAUGGCACCUUGGGAGAAUUACAUAGAUGUUCUCGAGACAAGGAUGUCACCUACUUCGCCUUCAUGGUGGGAUUUAUGCAAGAUGACUGACAAAGGAGCCAUCCUUGUUAGGCCUGAUGAUCACAUCUCCUGGCGUGUGAAAUCAGGACUUGUUGGGAAUCCUGUAAAGGAAAUGAAAAGGGUUUUUUCUGCUGUUCUUAGUGUCAACUGAAUUUCCCGACACUCAUAGGCAAUAUUUUUGUAUUGUUGACUUUCGAAAAUCAAAUAAAAAUUUAAUAUAUAUUUUUUUACCCUGA
Cannabis sativa is the source of this 2352-nucleotide messenger RNA. RefSeq lists its product as uncharacterized. Gene Ontology annotation, molecular function: FAD binding. NCBI's taxonomy places the organism in Eukaryota, Viridiplantae, Streptophyta, Magnoliopsida, Rosales, Cannabaceae. The coding region runs from base 138 to 2267 and encodes 709 amino acids. The record is from RefSeq and is a predicted model, not a curated record. The transcript is spliced from 11 exons.